Molecule: messenger RNA, 774 nt
Organism: Priceomyces carsonii
Lineage: Eukaryota; Fungi; Ascomycota; Pichiomycetes; Serinales; Debaryomycetaceae
Exons: 1
Coding region: 1-774 (257 amino acids)
Source: RefSeq, a predicted model, not a curated record
AUGCUAAAAUUUGAUUAUUGUUUUGAGAACGCGCAAAGAAACGCAUCGUAUAAAGUCUCAGUUGAUUCAUCUAAGAAUCAAGAUGGGAAGCUGAGCCCCCAUGCCCCUUGUAGAAAGGUACUGCUUGCAGAAAAUGAGCUGCCCCUUCUAACACGGCUCACUCGAAAAGAUCAAGACUUCAGGAAUACCCGAGGAAGCAUAGAUUCAUCUCAAAUAUCACCUACUUCAGAGAGAGGUUCCAAGUUCGGGAGCUUUAGCUCAGGCUCGAUAAUAGAUCUUGAUGAAAUCGUUAAGGAGUCGAAGAAGUUUGAGCGAGACUUAAAGGAAAGUUGCAGCGAUUGUUCAACUCCUAGACCUCAACCAAGAAUGAGCUUUCAGGAUGAAGUCAACGGGGAAUUUCCUCGACACUUCGAUGAUGAUUUUUCGUUAGGUUUUGCUCCUAUCCUUAACGAAAUAACGACUCAAGAUUUUGGUAGAUCAAACUCAUGCAGGCAGGGUACUUCAUCACACGGGAAUCUGGCAGCCGGUAGCAAACGAAGUAGCGUAUCACUGGGGAAAACGGAAACGUUUAAAUCUCCUUUGAAGCUGAUUUUUAAAAGAGCUAGUCAAAAAAGUAAAUAUCAGGAACAAAGCGAGGACGAGCAGGACUCUGAAGAAAUGUUAGUGGAGAAUAAUUUAUCAAAUGAAAGCAUUCUAGUUUCCCGUUUACCUUCACCUCAGAUUAAACCUUCGGUAGGUAAAGGGGUGGAUGGUUGCAGUAAUAUCAAGAAGUAG